UCUAAUCACGCUAUGGCCUGAGUGCUUGGGCCCGUGAUCAGAGCAUGCUCGACAUUGUUCCAUCGGCUACUGCUCCGAGGCAGCCAGAAGCCCGCCAUGAGGCGCUUCCCCGCGAACACCGCCACCACCCUGGCUUGGACCCUUGACUUGGACCCUGGUGGGAACGCCUAUGAAGUCAGAGGCACAAAAGUGGACAGAGGCCGCAAAGCAGGUUCUGGCCAAACCUUGACCCCUCGUAUGAAUUCUGUCCACCGGCGGCCGAGAAGCGCCACACCCACCUACACCCACCCACAGCCAUCGACGUCCGAGGCGGUUACGUACAGCCACACUUGCACGUCCACAACCAGGAACGCGCUAUGGAGCAGGUACUUGCAGUGGACGACCUCGCUGUAGCUUGCACGCCACGUUGGUGCUGCACAGUACUCACUCCUCGAGCAAAGCAGCGUACCUGCGCCUUGUUUUCCAGCGCUAGCUCUGU
This is a messenger RNA of Trichoderma asperellum CBS 433.97, 478 nucleotides long. Lineage: Eukaryota; Fungi; Ascomycota; Sordariomycetes; Hypocreales; Hypocreaceae. The record is from RefSeq and is a predicted model, not a curated record.